Messenger RNA from Parnassius apollo (apollo), 666 nucleotides. The record is from the annotation of a GenBank genome assembly. NCBI's taxonomy places the organism in Eukaryota, Metazoa, Arthropoda, Insecta, Lepidoptera, Papilionidae.
AUGGUAAAGGCAUUAGAGAGCCUGUUCGAAACAGAAGGUGUCCGAAUUCCAGGCACGGAGUGCGACUACCAGUUCAGCCGUUCUGGCAACCGCCCAGCUCACGGUCGCCUUUACAGCCCGCGGUACCCAUCCAUCUAUCCCAACAACGUGCGAUGUUCUUAUCAUUUUCAAGGGAGACCAAAAGAUCGUGUCAAAGUAGUUUUUGAAGAAGUGUCUCUUCAAAAAGGUGAUAUAAGUUGCCUGCGGCGGGCGGAUAUCAUCAAAGUAUUUGAUGGCAGAGACACGACUGCGCCUACUAUAGCUAUGCUGUGUAACGAACUAACAGGUUACGAAGUACUGUCUACUGGGUCUUCGUUACUCUUGCAGUUCACAGCAAACUCCGCGACGCCAGGACAAGGCUUCGCUGCAACAUUCCACUUCCAGCCGCCGCCGGACUCUACCGCAGCAGAUUCAGACCGUCUACUGAAGCUCAGCUUUGGAAAAGCUUUCGAGUCGUUAGGACCGGAAGUAAGCGCUACAAAGUUAUACCGGAUCGACGGUCUGUCGCCUAUCGAGGAAAUCACUGUGAAAAAUGUGACAGAAAGUUUAAACAUUGGUAUAAGAAGAAGCCAGCUUAAAACGAAACAACUUGCCAAAAUGGCAGGAGUUUUACAUAUAACUAUUUAA